UAUCGAGGAAGCCAAAGGGAACGCGAUUCUUAAAUAAUCGAUUACACAAGCGUCAAUAUGCAAUUCUCAACGCACUUUGGAUAUCCAGCGCAAAAUCAAACAGGAUGCAAGAAAAUUGUCAGGGAACAAGCCAAGUUUGACCUGUUGAUCUGUCUACACGUCAUUUCUCAUUCAUAUGAUUUGGCCCAGCAUAAAUGGAGGUGAGCAGACCAGAACAAACCCUGGCCACUUUGCUAGAGAAGGCCUUCAGGAUCAAAGAGGAUGUGGUCAAGAGUCUUCAUGCUACCCAAGGAUCUGUUUUGAUGGAGGCAUCUGCAAGGAAACUUCUAGAAAACCACAUAAAUAUAAUUACAAAUAUUGUCAAACAGCUCAGCAAGGACAUUCAGGUGAUGGAGACUCAGAUUGUUCAGAGGGACAGUAUAACAUCAGGAACAACUUUUGCAGUUCAAAGCCUGGAUCACAAGAACUUGGCUGUGGUUGGAGAUCUUCGGGGUAGAGUGGCCAGGUGUGAUGCCACAAUAGCUAAGCUCUCUGCAGACAUCGGGGCAGGAGGACAGGAAAUCCUGAAGCUCCAGCAGGAAGUCACAGAAAUGCGUUCUGAAAUUGAGCUCAGACUCAGAGACUUAGAGCACAAGAUUUUGGAGUCUCUUAGACGAUUGGGGACAUCACAUUCAGAACAGAUUGUGUCCCAGAAGAAUAGUACCGCAGACCUACAAAGAGACAUCCAGCAGCUUGAAGUGAGGACAUCCAGUGGACUAAAGAAACUGGAAGAGGAAACAGCCAGGAUCAGGAGAUGGACAGAAGAGCAGCUGAGCAACACAGAACAAACACAAACAAAAACUACGCAACAGCUUCACACACUGCUGCAGGACAGAAUGGUGGAAGUAGAGGGGAACCUGAAAGGACAAGUAGAUCUCAUUUCUGCUCACCUGGGCCGUGUGGAGAAGCAGUUGGAAAAGGAACGCUCCAUAGAUCGGGCAAAAAAAGCAGAGAGUAAAAUUAAUAGCAGAAUUCAGGCUCUGGAGAAGAGUUUUCAAGCUGAACUGGAACAAAUGAGGACAGAGUAUCAAUCAGGUUUCCAAUCAGUCCACGACGCCAUCGCUUCCCUGAGACACAUUAGUGAAACCAAGGCCAAACUAGACAAAGGAGAGCUGAAGAAAGACAUCAGGCAGAUUCAGAGAAUGAUGGUGGGACAGUCAGAGGCCUGAACUACACACAUUAUAAGAGAUGAUGAAGAAAAAUUAAGGCAGGAUCUACAUUGACAACACUCCUAAUGACUUUUUAAUGAAUGCUCAUUAGUUUGAUAAUGGAUAGUGCCCUAAUACACUAUACUGCCAAAAGUAUUGGGUCACCUGACCUUUCCUGCUAUAUGUGGUUAUUUUCCAAACUGCUACCACAAAGCUGGAGGCACGUACGUACAGGACGUCUAAAGAUGCGCUAUAAUAAAAUGAUUGCAUUCACUUGAACUUGAUAACUCAAAAACUGUUUCAGCAUGGCA
Silurus meridionalis is the source of this 1498-nucleotide messenger RNA. It is a transcript of the gene fam81b, whose product is annotated as family with sequence similarity 81 member B. The coding region runs from base 195 to 1208 and encodes 337 amino acids. NCBI's taxonomy places the organism in Eukaryota, Metazoa, Chordata, Actinopteri, Siluriformes, Siluridae. The transcript is spliced from 9 exons. The record is from RefSeq and is a predicted model, not a curated record.